Corylus avellana is the source of this 1299-nucleotide messenger RNA. Its product is annotated as cytochrome P450 85A1-like. Gene Ontology annotation, biological process: multicellular organism development; brassinosteroid biosynthetic process; brassinosteroid homeostasis. Gene Ontology annotation, molecular function: monooxygenase activity; heme binding; oxidoreductase activity, acting on paired donors, with incorporation or reduction of molecular oxygen. NCBI's taxonomy places the organism in Eukaryota, Viridiplantae, Streptophyta, Magnoliopsida, Fagales, Betulaceae. The record is from RefSeq and is a predicted model, not a curated record.
UUGCCACCAGGAACAAUGGGGUGGCCACUUUUUGGUGAAACUCUUGAAUUUCUCAAACAAGGACCAUUUUACAUGGACAACCAGAGAGCAAAGUAUGGGAGUCUUUUCAAGACCCACAUAUUAGGUUGUCCGACCGUUAUCUCCAUGGAUCCACAGCUGAACAGAUACAUCCUUUUGAAUGAAGGAAAAGGACUUGUUCCUGGGUACCCCAAGUCCAUGGUAGAUCUUAUAGGGAAAACAAACAUGGCUGCUGUGCAUGGCUCUGAUCACAAGCUCGUUAGGGGGUCACUCAUAUCUCUUGUUGGUCCUGCAGCAAUUAAAGAUCAGCUUUUUCCAUAUAUUGACAAGUUCAUAAGCUGUUUUAUCGACAACUGGGAUGGCAAAACUCUUGACAUUCAGCAAAAAACCAUGGAGAUGGCAUUUUACAUGACCUUCAGGCAGCUUGUGGAAGCUGAAGCAGAUACACUCUAUGAACCUUUCAAAGCCGCGUUUGAUAAGGUAGUAACCGGAACGCUUUCAUUGCCUAUCAACAUUCCAGGCACAAAUUACCACAUGGGAUUACAGGGAAGGAAAAGAAUAAUAGGAAUGUUGAAGCAAGUUAUGGCAGAGAGGAGAGCAUCUCGGAUACCUCAAAACGACAUGCUUGGUGAGCUUAUAGGAAACGAAAACACAAAAUAUGAACUAAACGACGAGCAGAUAUUUGAUCAAGUAUUUGUGCUUUUGAAUUCUGGUUAUGAAACUGUCUCCGUUACAACGAUGAUGGCCAUCAAGUAUCUCCAUGAUCAUCCCAAAGCCCUUGAAGAAUGUAGAGAAGAACAUUUAGCAAUACGUGAAAGAAAAGGACCCGGGGAGCCAAUUGACUGGAACGACUACAAGUCUAUGCGUUUUACCCGUGCUGUGAUCCUCGAAACCUCGAGGUUGGCUACCGUUGUGAAUGGUGUACUGAGGAGGGCAACAAAAGAUGUAGAAUUGAAUGGAUUCGUGAUUCCAAAAGGAUGGAAAAUGUAUGUCUACACAAGGGAGCUCAACUAUGAUCCAAUCAUCUACCCAGAGCCUUUUACCUUUGAUCCUUGGAGAUGGCUGCAGGGUAAGGCCUUGGAGACUCACAGCCACUUCUUCUUAUUUGGAGGAGGAACCAGGCUUUGUCCUGGAAAGGAGUUGGGAAUUGUUCAAAUUUCUACUUUCCUUCACUAUUUUGUUACUAGAUACAGAUGGGAGCAAGUGGGAGAAUGCGAGAUCUUAAGGUUCCCAAGAGUUGAAGUGCCAAAUGGGAUGCACUUAAGGAUAUCAAAGUACUAA